AUGUGCACGGACCUACGCGGAAUCCUUGAGAACGCAAUGGCUACCACACAUCAAGCCGAAUCUUCAGUUCCCGAACUCCAAGCAGCAUUUGGUUCAAUACUCCUCGCCCGCCCAACACCAGCAGCGCCUACUCCUGCAGAGCCACACUCCUAUAUCGUGGGACGCGGUUGUUCUGGCAGAGGCAUCCCCCCGUGGUCUCUGGACAGGGUUCAGCUACCCAAGUGGACCGGCGCAUUCAAGCUGUUCGACUUCCCACGCGAACUUCGAGACAGAAUCUUCCACUACGUUGUCUACCGCCCAGAAGGCAUAUACUACAAUGCGCACCGCAAUCCAGAUCUGAAGGAUAUCGGGCCGUGCGAAGACGCUAUCAACCUUUUCCUCGUUUCCAGACAGGUCUACCAUGAGGCGAUGCAAGCAUUUGGGCGCUCCAACACUAUUGCGCUAUCUGCCAAGUACAGCCCACGAGAAGGACUUCACAAGCCACUCAGCGGCUUGCUUCGUCUGUUCCCUGACCGUGCUGCUGCUACGGCAACGAAGAUAAGGCACCUGUACCAUGAUACGGUACCCCGACCGUAUGGAAGGUACGGCAUAGCGCCGAGCCAUAACAGUCUGUUCGAUGGAGGCGAUGGUACCGGUCAUUUCCGCAAGCGUCAGCAACCUGGAGAGACUUUCCUGGAGAUAUUGCGGGAUGCGCAUACCCUCACGCAGCACUUCCCUAAGCUGAGCACCUUCGAAGCGGCUUGGGAGGUCGGCCCUGGUUUUUACGAGUACCCGAUACCAGAAUGUGUUGUGCGUGACAUCGCGACAUUCUUAUACAAAGGCGGCAGCCAUGAAGAGGCUGUAGAUAUGUGGUUGCAUCUCAUGAGGGGCUGGGUGCAGGGGGCUAACGUGGUUCCGCUGGCAUGCGUCUGGUUUGAGUGCCGAGGAUUCGGUGCUGAUGGAUUCGGUGAGGACAUGGAUGAAGCUGCGAAUGAAGCGUAUCAGAAAGUGGUGAAGGAGUUGAAGAAUAGGGAGGACAUUGAGGCUAGUGGGGCGCUGUGGCUCGAAGAGAUGGAGGAAGCGAGCAGGAGCAGGAAGAAGAAGGGCAAGGGAAAGACGGCGCGGAAGUGA
This is a messenger RNA of Alternaria triticimaculans, 1110 nucleotides long. RefSeq lists its product as uncharacterized. The record is from RefSeq and is a predicted model, not a curated record. The coding region runs from base 1 to 1110 and encodes 369 amino acids. The transcript has 2 exons. Lineage: Eukaryota; Fungi; Ascomycota; Dothideomycetes; Pleosporales; Pleosporaceae.